AUGCAGGAAUCUCAUUAUACAACUCAAGAAAAAAAUUUUACUAUAGGAAAUGAAGAUUAUGUUGAUGUAUAUACAGAUGGAGCAUGCUCAUCAAAUGGUAGAAGAGGUGCACAAGCAGGAAUUGGUGUUUGGUUUGGAGACAAUCAUCCUUUAAAUGUAUCCAAACCUGUAGUUGGUAGGGCAACUAAUAAUAUGGCAGAGAUUCAAGCAGUGACAGUAGCAGCUAGACAGGCCAAAAAAGCAGGCAUAAUGAAAUUAAAAAUUAAUACAGAUUCCAAAUUCCUUAUUAAUUGUAUCACAAAUUGGAUGCCCAAAUGGAAAAGAAAUGGGUGGAAAACUGCAACUGAUAAACCAGUUAUCAAUAAAACUGAACUCUUAGAAAUGGAAGCAGCCUUGAAAUCUAUAGAUGUUAAAUGGAAUCAUGUGAAUGGACAUGUUGGUAUAUAUGGUAAUGAAAUGGCAGAUAAAUUAGCAAGACAAGGUAUUACAAAUUAUAAGUAA
This is a messenger RNA of Vespula vulgaris, 501 nucleotides long. RefSeq names its product ribonuclease H1 (gene rnh1). NCBI's taxonomy places the organism in Eukaryota, Metazoa, Arthropoda, Insecta, Hymenoptera, Vespidae. The record is from RefSeq and is a predicted model, not a curated record. Gene Ontology annotation, biological process: DNA replication, removal of RNA primer. The coding region runs from base 1 to 501 and encodes 166 amino acids. Gene Ontology annotation, molecular function: RNA-DNA hybrid ribonuclease activity; nucleic acid binding. The transcript is spliced from 3 exons.